This is a messenger RNA of Vicia villosa (hairy vetch), 1368 nucleotides long. Its product is annotated as putative glucose-6-phosphate 1-epimerase. NCBI's taxonomy places the organism in Eukaryota, Viridiplantae, Streptophyta, Magnoliopsida, Fabales, Fabaceae. Gene Ontology annotation, molecular function: isomerase activity; carbohydrate binding. The record is from RefSeq and is a predicted model, not a curated record. Gene Ontology annotation, biological process: carbohydrate metabolic process. The coding region runs from base 23 to 997 and encodes 324 amino acids. The transcript is spliced from 9 exons.
ACAUUCCAUUUGCAUUGAUCGGAUGAGGAGAGAGAUCAGAGAAGAGAGAGAUAUGUCACAAAAACCGGUUUACGUAAAACAGUCUAUAGGCGUUAAUGGCUUAGAGAAGAUCAUUCUUAAAGAAGUUCGUGGCUUCUCCGCUGAGGUGUAUUUAUACGGAGGACAGGUUACAUCCUGGAAAAAUGAACGUGGAGAAGAAUUACUAUUUGUUAGUAGUAAGGCUAAUUUUAAUCCUCCGAAAUCAAUACGCGGAGGCAUUCCAAUAUGUUUUCCUCAAUUCUCAAAUCUUGGUUCUCUUGACCAUCAUGGAUUUGCAAGGAACAAGUUGUGGACCUUAGAUCCUAAUCCUCCUCCAUUUCCAACAAACAGCACUAGUAGAGCUUUCAUUGAUUUGAUUCUUAAAAACUCUGAAGACGAUUCAAAGAAUUGGCCUCAUAGAUAUGAGUUUCGCCUAAGGAUAGCUUUGGGACCUACAGGAGAUCUGAUGAUGACCUCCCGAAUUCGAAAUACAAAUAAAGAUGGAAAAUCGUUUACCUUCACAUUUGCCUAUCAUACAUAUCUCUAUGUUACCGAUAUCAGUGAAGUUCGAAUAGAAGGACUAGAGACAUUGGAUUAUCUAGACAAUUUGAAGAAUAGGCAACGAUUUACAGAACAAGGAGAUGCUAUAACAUUCGAGUCUGAAGUGGACAAAGUGUACGUAAGCACUCCCACAAAAAUUGCUAUCAUAGACCAUGAAAGGAAGAGAAUUUUUGAAGUGCGAAAAGACGGGCUUCCUGAUGCUGUGGUAUGGAAUCCGUGGGACAAGAAAGCGAAAACCAUAUCUGAUUUAGGGGAUGACGAGUACAAACACAUGUUAUGUGUUCAAUCUGCUUGUGUAGAAAAAGCAAUCACUCUCAAACCUGGCGAAGAGUGGAAAGGAAGACAAGAAAUAUCCGCGGUUCCUUCAAGUUAUUGUAGUGGUCAACUCGAUCCUCGAAAAGUACUUUUCCAGUAUUAGAAGAAUGAGAUACAAUACAUUGUUGUUGUACAGGAAUUUAUGUUCCAUUGAUGGUGAUGUCAGUGAUAUCUUGCCCACAUUUGCUUCAGGUUUAAUGGAGGAUUCAUUACUAACAAAAUUUUCUAUACCAUUUUUGCCUUUAAUUAGUGUUGAAAUGCUUGAGCAAGAGAUGAAGUGGGUUAUUGGAAAAGAACUUGAUGUUUUGUAGAUUUGCACAACUUUUCCAUUGGGAGAAUAAAACACUGCACCAUUGGAUACAUAUAUCAUCUAUAAUUCUAAAUUAUAGCAAAUGAUAGAUAAUGAGUGUUGCAAGGAUAUUGUUUAACUUGUCUAAAAAUGAAAAUUUUGUAAGAAGUUGUAGUAUUUAAUAA